Molecule: messenger RNA, 2073 nt
Organism: Penicillium hordei
Lineage: Eukaryota; Fungi; Ascomycota; Eurotiomycetes; Eurotiales; Aspergillaceae
Gene: hasF
Product: Zn(II)2Cys6 domain-containing transcription factor hasF
Exons: 4
Coding region: 1-2073 (690 amino acids)
Biological process (GO): DNA-templated transcription; regulation of DNA-templated transcription
Molecular function (GO): zinc ion binding; DNA binding; DNA-binding transcription factor activity, RNA polymerase II-specific
Source: RefSeq, a predicted model, not a curated record
AUGUAUGCCUCCCCCUUUCACCCCUCAUCCACACAGUAUCCUGCGGAAUCGAUUCCGUCUCCCCUGAGUAGCUUUUCUCGUCCCAUUACCUCUUGUCUGCCGUGUCGUAGUCGCAAGGUCAAAUGUGACCGCCGGCAACCGCUAUGCUUGGUGUGCGAGCGAGGCGAUUAUGUCUGUUCUUACGUGUCAAAGCCUCAGUCACCGGGGCUGGCCUCGGAGAUGAGCCGGGUCACCAAAUCCAGCAGUGCCCCCAAGAUCUCUUCAUCCACGCUAGCCCGAAUCAAUCCCAGUCUUCAGCGUCUUGGUAACCUCAUGGCGCAAGCGAAAGCAUAUGAGGCACCGGCGCAUAGUUCCUCGUCGCUGGACUCAUUCGCACCUACACGAUCGGCGCCAACCCCCCUCAAUGCAUCGCCUCCACAGCCGCGAUCGCAAGAAGAUGCACUGAUUCUCGAUAAUGGAGUCCCCCACUUUGUCUCCGGCAAACACUGGGCCUGGAUGGCAGCGGAGCUCCAAGACAUCCAAUCGGUUCUUGCAGAAUCUCAGAAUUCCUCCCCCGAACAGGCGCUCGAAGAUAUCAUCUGGGACGCCGGUUCACCUAUAGAUAACGGUACCUUCUGGCCCGAUACACGAGAGGAUUGCUAUUUACUCCUGAAUGUUUUCCUGGACAAUGUCAACCCGAUUCACCGAAUUGUCCAUCGUCCAAGUCUGGCCCGUCGCUUUGACGCAUUCAUUCGCACUCAUUACCCCCUUGAGAAUGAUCACACCCCUAACAUAGCGGGGAGUAAUCUCAGUAUGAAUUUCCACCUGAGUAAUAAUAUGGACGCGUUCGAGCCGUUGGUCAUGUCCAUCUUCUACGCAGCCGUCAACAGUAUGAGGGAUACCGAUAUGGCCACCGUGUUUAGCACGGACAAGUCCUACCUCCUGAAUCGAUACCGAAUGGGAACGGAGGUGUAUCUGAAACGGCAGAAAUUUAUGACCUCUAGGAACUUUGAAGUUUUGCAAGCAUUUGUGAUUUUCCUGACCGCGCAAUAUCGGGAAGAUGAUAUGGGGAAGGUAUGGCCGUUGACUGGGCUGGCUAUUCGAAUGGCGACGGUCCAUGGACUACACCGGGACCCCUUAGCUCUACCGCUGGGGACGAUCGAUGUCAUACAGGUGGAGCUGCGUCGUCGCUUGUGGGCGCAGAUCUGUUACUUGGAUUUCCGUGCGGCGGAGGAUCAUGGGUUUGCGCCUUCGAUUCAUGAGUCGGACUUCGAUACGUGUCGACCCGUCAGCCUAGAUGAUGUCGAUCUGGUUGAAGGGGUAGCACCAUCGGCCGCACUCUCGGAUGUCCCCAAAUUCACCGAUAUGACCAUCUAUCUCCUACGGAUCACCGCUGUCCAGUAUUAUGGGCGUAUUAUUCAGGUAGCACUUGCUUCGCAAAAGCGAUUGCGCUCCGGCCUCUGUGGUGCUAUGAGCGAGGCCGAAGCAUUAACGGAGCUACAAGGCCUGUUGAACACUGCUGAGACUAUCGCGAGCGAGUUUGAGAAGAACCUAGACGAUCUCGUUCGAUACUGCGAUAAGAGGUAUCAAACGUCAAGCAUAUUCGAGGAUGCCGCCACAGUCAUAGAGAACUGGUGUACUAACGCCUCUAGCAAGGCUUGCGAACCCUUCCAAUGGCAUCUACUCUCCCACGCCGGCUUCUACCUGAUUCUCUACAUACUGUCCGAACUCCGCAGUUCUGGCUUUCAAUCCCCAGAGUGGGCCGAUCUCCGCCAGCGAGGCCUCCAAUUAGCGAACGCCAUCUACGAGAUUCGAGGUCAGCAUACCACGGGUGCAUGGCCCCAAAUCAUUUGGUUGCUGAAUCGGAUUCGGUUCCAGCAGGGUCUCAGUUCUGGUAUCGCUAACAACCAGCAUACUGGGACCGGUCCAUCUGAGAAUAAUCAUCCCAUGAUGGAAUCGUUUACUGCUCCUCUGGGCCCGGCAGGGAUAGGCCUUGAUACGGCGAAUUUCAUGGGAUUGGUGAAUGUGGAAGACUUCGAUUUUGCGGACUUCGCCAGUUUGGAUCCGAUGGGGUUUCCUGGGUUGUCACAGUGA